UUUUUCUAUCUAAUCGUCGAUGGCGUAUCGGUGGCAGCACACACAUGCCGCCAGUCUGUCGUGUUCAGCUGAACAUGUAGCGGCACGCGGUAGAAAAAGAAAAAAGUCUCUCCUCUCGGCCGACGCAUUUUCUCUCUCCGGUACCGACACUCUUUCUCCACUCUCGACCGGGGUAACCAUACACCACACCGAAACGAAAAAGAAAGAGACACUUCUCUAACAGCCGUAGCCGACACACAGGUAGAGGUGUGUCAACGUGCGGUUACACACCAUAUCACACACCUGGAGGUGGCGUGUGUGGGUGUGGCAGAACUCGCCGUCAAUCUUCAAACAGACAGAGACACACACGAUAGGGACAGUAUGUCCUGUGUAGUGGCUCCAUGUUAGUGACCUAGAGUUUUCCCUUGAAGUGCCAUGUGACCUGGGCGGUCCGAGAACCCGACACCCCGUACUUGAAGUUCCCGGAACGCGGCCCAGUGAAUGUCUGGUUCAGGCGCCGGCCGGUGCCUGUCUCAACUUCAACGUCGAGCUGUCAGCAUGCGAAUCAGAAACAGACAGAAAUGUUGGAGAAAACACAGGACAAAUACCUGGCCGUUGGCAAAGCACAUUGUCCUGGUCUUGCCAUUCAAUUUGUCCUUGAAGGAGUAGGUGUCUCCAUCGCAUGGCUUCUCCUGCUCCUCCUCAGACGAGCGGGGCUCCUUGAUGCACUUGCCCGUGCCCACUGGUGGGAGCCAGUCGAUAUCCGAGGACACCUUGUCGGCAUUCGGCCAGGACACCUUCUCGACAGCGCACACCUUGGGCGCCUCGCACCCCUUGGCGUAACUAGGGACCCACACAACAUCCCACCUCGCGAGGUCUUUCUCUGACCAAAUGAAAUAGAGCAGUGGAGACAAGACUUUGUGGGGAUGCCGAUGAGCCCUCACUCAAGUCGGUCCACUUCUCCUCUUUCCCAGCCUUGAAGAACACCGAGCAGGAUGAGAAGAACAAUGAGUCCCAGAAUGGGCCUGUGCACAUCGGACACAAUGUCAUGAUGGCAUUGCAUCCAGUGCCACUCGCAGCUAUGCCGCGCCUCGCCCACCGUCAUGUGCCUGGAAGAACGCUGCAGCCGUGCCGCUCUGCGGCUGUCCAAGGUCUGCAAUCAGAGCCAUGAAGAACGUCAUGGUGGGUGGGCUGAGCUCAAAUCGAGUCGUACAAGUGUGCAGUGAGCUGACAACGAACCAUUGCAGUCGGGCCCUUGCAGAGCGCAUCCCUCUCCAGUGAUCACGUCAGCAGCGGAGAGCCGAGCAAGGAGCAGGAACACUACCCGACAAGGUGCGGCGAAAAGCUGGAGUUC
This is a messenger RNA of Vitrella brassicaformis, 1333 nucleotides long. The record is from the annotation of a GenBank genome assembly. NCBI's taxonomy places the organism in Eukaryota, Vitrellaceae.